Messenger RNA from Myripristis murdjan (pinecone soldierfish), 3046 nucleotides. It is a transcript of the gene elp3, whose product is annotated as elongator acetyltransferase complex subunit 3. Lineage: Eukaryota; Metazoa; Chordata; Actinopteri; Holocentriformes; Holocentridae. The coding region runs from base 414 to 2075 and encodes 553 amino acids. The record is from RefSeq and is a predicted model, not a curated record. Gene Ontology annotation, cellular component: elongator holoenzyme complex; cytoplasm; nucleus. Gene Ontology annotation, molecular function: iron-sulfur cluster binding; acyltransferase activity, transferring groups other than amino-acyl groups. The transcript is spliced from 15 exons. Gene Ontology annotation, biological process: tRNA wobble base 5-methoxycarbonylmethyl-2-thiouridinylation.
ACAAGUGAUUUGCGCACGGAUGCGGCGUCCCGGCGCGCAUCCACAUGCGUUACAAAUCUGCGUUCCUCCGUCACACUACUGUAGAUUUCACAUUUGCAACGAACUGGGUAAAUCGUGCCCGUUUGAUGCGUGGUGAUCUAAAGCGACACAGAUAAAAGCGUGACACUAGUUUGUUUCAAUUAUCGCAACGCUAAAAUAAUAAACAGGUGUCACUAAAAGUUGCUCCAAGAACUAAAAGGCGCCUUUGCGCUGUUUUACGACGGCUUGGCUGCGGGGCGGCAGAAGCCGUGUCGUAACGCAACGUGGUAUCUUGUUUACAACCGUCUGACGACUCCUCCACUUUUCCAAACAGAUGUCGGCUCUCUAACAAACACCCAGUACAGUGAGGUUGAGCCGGCUGCCUACAGGAGGACAUGGGGAAGCCAAAGAAGAAGAGUGAUCUCAGCCGAGCCGAGCUGAUGAUGAUGACCAUUGCGGAUGUCAUCAAGCAGCUGGUCGAGGCCCAUGAGGAGGGCAAGGAUAUAAAUCUGAACAAAGUGAAGACUAAAACCUCAGCUAAGUAUGGUCUCUCAGCCCAGCCUCGGUUGGUGGACAUCAUCGCUGCCGUUCCACCUCACUAUCGUCGUGCCCUUGUGCCCAAACUGAAGGCCAAACCGAUCCGCACUGCCAGUGGGAUUGCAGUGGUCGCUGUGAUGUGCAAACCCCAUCGCUGUCCACAUAUCAGUUUCACAGGCAACAUCUGUGUCUACUGUCCCGGUGGACCUGACUCAGAUUUUGAAUACUCCACACAGUCUUACACCGGCUAUGAGCCGACGUCCAUGCGAGCCAUCAGAGCAAGAUAUGACCCCUACCUUCAGACCAGGCAUCGGGUGGAGCAGCUGAAGCAGCUGGGCCACAGUGUGGACAAGGUGGAGUUCAUUGUGAUGGGCGGGACUUUCAUGGCUCUGGCUGAGGAGUACAGAGACUACUUCAUCAGGAACCUGCACGACGCCCUGUCCGGACACACCUCCAACAACGUGGCCGAGGCCGUCAGGUACUCAGAGCGCAGUAACACCAAAUGUGUUGGAAUCACCAUCGAGACCCGACCGGACUACUGCCUGAAGCGUCACCUCAGCGAUAUGCUGGGCUACGGCUGCACGCGACUGGAAAUAGGAGUCCAGAGCGUCUACGAAGACGUGGCUCGUGACACCAACAGAGGCCACACGGUGCGAGCUGUGUGCGAGUCCUUCCACCUGGCGAAGGAUGCCGGCUUCAAGGUGGUGGCCCACAUGAUGCCUGACCUGCCGAACGUGGGCAUGGAGAGAGACGUGGAGCAGUUCAUUGAGUUCUUUGAAAAUCCAGCAUUCAGGCCCGACGGUUUGAAGCUGUACCCGACGCUGGUGAUCCGAGGCACCGGCCUGUACGAGCUGUGGAAGACGGGCCGCUACAAGAGCUACUCGCCCAGCGCUCUGGUGGACUUGGUGGCCCGAAUCCUGGCACUGGUGCCACCUUGGACACGGGUCUACCGAGUGCAGAGGGAUAUCCCCAUGCCCCUGGUGAGCUCCGGGGUGGAGCACGGUAACCUGAGAGAGCUGGCUCUGGCCAGGAUGAAGGACAUGGGCACUGAGUGUCGAGAUGUGAGAACCCGAGAAGUGGGAAUUCAGGAGAUCCACCACAAAGUGAGACCUUACCAGGUGGAACUGGUGCGGAGGGACUACGUGGCUAACGGUAGCUGGGAGACCUUCCUCUCCUACGAAGACCCCGAGCAGGACAUUCUGAUUGGCCUGCUCCGUCUGCGCCGUUGCUCCCCGGAGUCGUUCCGCCCAGAGCUGAAGGGAGGCGUGUCCAUCGUCCGCGAGCUGCACGUGUACGGCAGCGUCGUGCCCGUCAGCAGCCGAGACCCCAGCAAGUUCCAGCACCAGGGUUUUGGGAUGAUGCUGAUGGAAGAGGCAGAGAGAAUUGCCAGAGAGGAGCACGGCUCUGCCAAACUGGCCGUCAUCUCAGGCGUAGGAACGAGGAACUACUACAGGAAGAUGGGCUAUGAGUUGGAGGGGCCGUAUAUGAUGAAGGAUCUGUACGGACCUGGAACAGACUGAGCCUGGACUGAACCACAAGGCUUUUUAUAGAAGACCAUGUUUUUAUCUGGACUAUGUACAAGCACGUACCUGCGCACAAGUGGUUUUAUUUAUUAGGAUCUAAUUAUUUGAAUGUGUUUCCUGCAGUACAUGGAGUGGCUCAUAAAUUGAGGCUCACAUUGUGCCACUUUCCAUGCAUUAAAGGACAUCAUGGCUGAAGUUUGCAUUUGCUGUUUAUCACACACACACACACCAGGCAAUGCAACUGCAUCUCCACUGCUUUAUUUAGAUAAGGAGGCAGAGUGUGGGAGCAUGUGAGGAAUAAAGUAAAGUUAGAAGAGAUGAAACCACAGUGCAUUAUAGACAGUGAUAAAUUACAGUCGAGACACAAUCACUCUACUGCUGCAGUCUCACCCAAAGGCAGGUGUACUUUGUCUGUUAUGUAUUCUGGAAUUUUCCCUUCAAAUGCACAGUUGCAACUUAGUAUUUUUGCUUUCCUCAUUGAAACAAAUUCGGUGCCACAAACCCCUUACCAUACUGAUCUGUUGCGACAAGAAAUGCAAUGGUACUUAUGUCAUUUUCAAUUUUACAAAAAUGUUACAUGUGAGUCGUGAUGUCUCGGUAUCCCUCAGAGAAUUUAUAUGUUUGUCUAGGAUGAGAAAGGCUGCUUGGCAUCCUAGUUUUAGUUAAUCAUGUUUAUACUGCAAUUUAAUGGAAAACAGGCCUUCAUUAAUGGUUGGCAGUGGAUGAAUGAACACUUGGAAAUGUCCUCAGUGGGCAGUCGUUGUAUAAUUGCACAAUUAUGAUUUAUAGGGCAGGAAAUAAAUAUCGGUGUUACAUAAAUUGCUUUUUAAAACCUCUCAGUUAAUCCCAUUUCAUGUUUUGUUUUUUUUUGGUCAUGCGUUCUACAUGUAUAAUAUGCUGGGGGAUCCCAGGUGUUUACCAAACACCAUUCGCCUUUUUUGGCCAAGAAAUAAAGCGUAUUUCAGUAA